CGAUUGCAGCAAACUACAUUCGUUCUCCAGCAGAGAAGUAGAAACUGCAGUAGCUAAAACAUCAUCAAACGCAACAUGAGAGUUUACCACUUGCUGCUGAUUACAUUCGGCUUGGCGGCGAUCGCUGGCUGUCGAGAGGCUCUGGCCCAUCCACCUAGGGAGGAACCACCGCCUUGUACCCCAACUCCCUGCCCUCCUCCUCCGCCACCGUGUACCACCACACCAUGUCCUCCACCACCACCACCCUGCACCACCACCCCGUGCCCACCUCCACCACCACCCUGCACCACCACUCCGUGCCCUCCUCCACCACCACCUUGCACCACAACCCCGUGUCCACCUCCACCACCACCCUGCACCACCACUCCGUGCCCACCACCCCCACCUUGCGAUCCACCACAACCACCACCACCACCACCGUGCACACCAACUCCCCCACCGUGCACAAGGACUCCACCUCCUCCACCGUGCACUAGGACUCCACCACCACCGCCGUGCACCAGGACUCCACCACCACCGCCAUGCACCAGGACUCCACCACCACCGCCGUGCACCAGGACACCGCCACCAUGCACUAGGACUCCACCACCACCUCCGUGCACCAGAACCCCACCAUGCACCAGAACCCCACCGUGCACCACGACGACAUGCGGGCCGCCUAAGGACGACAACAUAAUUGAUAAUGGCGGUUUAAAUCCAAACCAAACUCUUCCUGAUAAUGGUGAUACUCCCAUAGUUCCAGUUGCCCAGGUGCUCCUCUCGCGCCACGACUGCCGCGGCCAAGACGACGGAACCUACCUGGCCGAUGUGCGUCACUGCCGCCGCUACUACAUAUGCAACAGGCAGAGGUCCAGGCGCCAGUCUUGCCCCAGCGGUUUCUGGUUCGAUCGCGAGCUGAAGACCUGCCGUCUGGCCAGCCUUGUCGACAACUGUAGCGCCAGACGCAACUAAGUUGGCCAGUGUGGCCCUCGCUUGAGCAAAGGAAAUUGGCUUUACAGAAUUUUUUUUUUUUUCAAAGAAUAUAGCUGAGCAAGUGCGAGUUAAAUGUUAACUAUUCCAAAGCAAUAAAUAAAUAUAUCACUGAUUAUACAAGUAAAAA
Molecule: messenger RNA, 1099 nt
Organism: Drosophila suzukii
Lineage: Eukaryota; Metazoa; Arthropoda; Insecta; Diptera; Drosophilidae
Cellular component (GO): extracellular region
Molecular function (GO): chitin binding
Source: RefSeq, a predicted model, not a curated record